Molecule: messenger RNA, 1081 nt
Organism: Galdieria sulphuraria
Lineage: Eukaryota; Rhodophyta; Bangiophyceae; Galdieriales; Galdieriaceae
Product: 2-C-methyl-D-erythritol 4-phosphate cytidylyltransferase
Exons: 3
Coding region: 24-992 (322 amino acids)
Biological process (GO): isoprenoid biosynthetic process
Molecular function (GO): 2-C-methyl-D-erythritol 4-phosphate cytidylyltransferase activity
Source: RefSeq, a predicted model, not a curated record
AUCUCAUUGGAUUGUGAAGUGCGAUGUAUUCCUCCUCUUCCAUCGCCUUUUUGUGGCGCUCAACUGUGUCAGUAAAACAAAAAGAAUAUCCUUUAUUUAAAAGUGUCAGACACUCUUGUGCGAACCACCGUUUUUGGAAGUUUUGCUAUCCUCGCCGACCUUUCCAUUCCACAUCAGAGCUCCUAGGACGUCUGUCGACCGUCAGAUAUUAUUUGAAACUCCCAUCAGGCUCCAAUAAGUUUGAUAAGUUGUCUUGUUGUUCGAAUAAUAAUAAUGGACGGGAAAGUAGUUGUUCUGUUAUUUUGUUAGCUGGUGGUUCAGGCAAACGCAUGAAUUCGAAUAUUCCGAAGCAGUACUUGUUACUCCACGGAAAGCCUGUAUUGGAAUAUAGUCUAGAACUUUUUCUAAGUGUAAAACAAGUUUUUCAGGUAAUAAUAGUAAUGGACUUACAUUAUAAGGUGUUUCUUUGUCCACACCUUAUUCAAGAUCCCAGAGUAGAAUUUGCUUGUCCUGGAAAGGAAAGACAGGACUCUGUCUACAAUGGAUUACAAAAGGUGAAAAAUAAUGUAGAUCUUGUAUGUAUUCAUGAUGCUGCAAGACCGCUUGUUUCAAAGGAAACUAUUGAAAAGUGCUUUUCAGAUGCUGCUGUUUAUGGUGCAGCCGUAGUUGGAGUUCCAUCCAAGUCGACUAUCAAAGAAUCCGUCGAUGGUUCCUUUGUAUAUAGGACGCUGGAUCGAACUCGUUUAUGGGAAAUUCAGACGCCACAAGUAAUACGUCCAGAAUUAUUGAGACGAGGUUUUGUAAGAGUGAAUGAUGAGAAUGUAACCGUUACGGAUGAUGUUUCCAUUGUUGAGAAACUUGGAGAGCCUGUGAAAUUGACUCUAGGUGAAUAUUCAAAUAUCAAAUUGACUACGGAAGAAGAUUUGAAAGUUGCCGAAUAUAUAUUGCUGUCACGUAAGACGGAGACUGUCGAAACCGCUGUCAAUUCUUAAGUAUUGAACAUUCUCGUGUUGAGUAUCUAUUUCCUCCAUAAUAAGUUUGAAGAAAGUUAGGCAAGGACAAUAAAAAAGUUCAAAUCGAC